This is a messenger RNA of Spodoptera littoralis (African cotton leafworm), 1284 nucleotides long. Lineage: Eukaryota; Metazoa; Arthropoda; Insecta; Lepidoptera; Noctuidae. The record is from the annotation of a GenBank genome assembly.
AUGGAGGAGGAACAUUGUCUGAACUGCACGCUCUAUGCAGAGUUCAACGACACUUUCUAUAAGAACAUCACCAAGAAUGAGACUACCAUCAAUAAGUUCUAUUUCUACCAGUCAGCACAAUUGGCGAUCCUAUGGAUGCUGCUCGUGACCAUAGUGGCUGGCAACGCGACCGUAGUCCUCGCGUUGCUGCUCACCAAAUCCAGGAAGAGUCGCAUGAACUUCUUCAUUAUGCAAUUGGCAAUCGCCGAUUUAUUAGUGGGCUUAAUCAGUGUUCUGCCGGAUUUAAUACAAAGGAUAACAAUCACGUGGCUUGCUGGCUCCAUUACGUGUAAAAUGAUGAAGUAUUUACAAGGUGUCGUCACAUAUUCCUCUACAUACGUUUUAGUGGCACUGAGUGUGGACCGAUGUGAUGCCAUCACCCAUCCUAUGAACUUUACGGGAAGCUGGCGUCGUGCGCGCGCGCUUAUUCUUGGUGCAUGGUUCGUCAGCUUUCUGUUUUGUGUACCGAUGCUAUUUCUAUUUGAUGAAGCCAAUGUUGAAGGGAUCUACCAAUGCUGGUCAGGCAUCAGUAAACUGCAGUGGAGGAUAUGGAUGACCAGUGUAUUUGUGUCCUUGUUUGUGGCCCCAGCACUGACAAUAUCGGCUUGUUACGGAGUGAUCGUGGUCACGAUACGACAGAAGAGUAAUCGGGUACUAGGCAGGAGGGCUACGGCGACUAGACAAUAUAGUGACGACUUGGACAGCCGACGGGCCAGCAGCCGCGGUAUCAUACCGAAGGCUAAGAUCAAAACUGUCAAAAUGACAUUCGUUAUUGUUUUUGUGUUCGUGCUAUGCUGGUCUCCAUACAUGAUCUUCGAUCUGCUGCAAGUCUACGGCUACGUUCCAGACACGCAAGGGAACAUCGCCAUCGCCUCGCUCAUCCAGAGCCUGGCACCGCUCAACUCUGCAGCUAACCCAGUCAUAUACUUCAUAUUCUCUAACAGGAUAUUUGUUAGCCUAAGGAACAUUCCUCCAUACAAAUGGCUAUGGUGUUGGGUGAGAGCGAGUGACAGCCCUGCUGGCAACGAAUCGCGGGCACACACUGAACUGCUGACGUCAUCACAUCGACGGACUAGGCAUGAACUGACUAUACGAGUAAAAGACGACAGCGUGAAGUUUCCAAAGCAGCGUCUACACCAGUGCAACAGCACAAACUCCAAAAAGGUUCGUUUACAUCUGCCCGACCAACAGAUCAACAACAACUGCCAUCCACCGCAACGAAGACGGGAUGAUACUUUCUUGUAG